CAAGAUGAAGAUGGCCAUAGAACUGUCCAAUUAGACUACCAAGAAGCAGUUGUUUUCUUUGGAUUCUACAAGAAACAGUUAAGAUUUCAAAUAACUGCAACGGCACUAGAGGAAAACUCUGUUAUCCUGAACACAGCCAACCUGACUGGUGGUUAUUUUCAAAUAAACCAAAAAUGGGUUUUGUCUGAUUCUAAGAAUGGAGAGGAGGAUGGAACAUUCUUAGAGGAUCAUUUUACGUUCACGACUCCACGUAUUUUAUCAAGACUUGCUAAACCUCAAGCACAGGCUGCCCACACUGGUUUGUUGGAAAAUAUCUGGAGAUAUUUUAAAGACAUCAAGGAAAUUUAA
Molecule: messenger RNA, 348 nt
Organism: Porites evermanni
Lineage: Eukaryota; Metazoa; Cnidaria; Anthozoa; Scleractinia; Poritidae
Source: the annotation of a GenBank genome assembly